Candida albicans SC5314 is the source of this 1638-nucleotide messenger RNA. RefSeq names its product Modfp (gene MODF). The transcript has a single exon. The record is from RefSeq and is a predicted model, not a curated record. Gene Ontology annotation, cellular component: mitochondrion. The coding region runs from base 1 to 1638 and encodes 545 amino acids. NCBI's taxonomy places the organism in Eukaryota, Fungi, Ascomycota, Pichiomycetes, Serinales, Debaryomycetaceae. Gene Ontology annotation, molecular function: ATP binding; ATP hydrolysis activity.
AUGAGUAAGACCUCAACUUUAAAAAAAUGUUUGGUGUCUUUUCAAAAUGCCAAAUUUAAAAAGGAUACUUUACUGAAAACUCCUUACAUUUACCCCAAUCCAAUAUCAAAUAUAAACAUUUAUCCAGCUAAUGUCCAAAAUGGCUCGUCAAUGUGGGCCGUUACUGGUAACUCUAAAACCACAAUGUUAAAAAUUAUAGCUGGUGAAUAUAUUCUGUACCCACCAUUAUCAAGGCAAUAUCCAUUAAUUAACGAUCGACCAACACAAUUACAGUUUCUCAAUUUUAGAGAUGGAUCUGGGUUGGAUAAAGUGCAUAUGUCGGCGAGAUACGAAACGUAUUCGUAUAAAGGUGUAUUGGAAAUGCUGGAUGAUGUGAACUCAGUGUAUAAUUAUGUCACAGGGUUGAACAAUUAUAACACUCAGCACACAUCAAUAUCCCAGGAAUUUGUCAAUGAAUUGUUGGAUUAUUUCAAGUUACAACACUUGAAACACAAAUGGAUUAACAGUUUGAGUAAUGGACAAUUAAGACGUGCAAGAAUUGCCAAAUCGUUGAUUAAUAAACCCAAGUUGUUAAUCAUUGAUGAUCCGUUUUUAGGCUUAGAUCCCAUUAACACUCAAGGAGUUAGUGAAGCAUUGAAGACAGUGAGUGAAGAAUUGGAUACAAGUAUUGUUUUAGGAUUACGAGUACAGGACGAUAUACCUGAUUGGAUCAAUAGUUUAUGUUAUGUUGAUGAAUCAGGGGUUAAAUUAUCUGGGAAUAAACUGGAAAUUUUAAAUGAGUAUAACGAAUUAGUGAGUCAAAUUACGACAACCCAUAAAUCACACGUUAGUCGUCACAAUAAACAACAACAACAACAACAAUCAAAACCAAUUGAAAUUUCAAAAAAUAAUCAUUUCACAGAGAAUGACAUCCAUAUUGAGUUUCAAAAUGCUUCAGUUGCCUAUAAACAAUUAGUUAUAUUUGAUGAUUUUAAUUGGAAAAUACCAAGGGGGAGUAAAUGGAGAAUUUUAGGAGACAAUGGUACUGGAAAAACAACAUUAUUAUCUAUUAUUACUGCUGAUCAUCCUCAAUCAUGGAAAUCGGUGAUUAAAGUGAAUGGUAUAUUAAGGAAAACUGGAUCAGGAGUUACAUUUUUCGAUAUCAAUAACAAAAUAGGUAUUUCAUCCCCUGAAUUGCAUGCAUUGGUUCCUCAACACAAUAAAACUAUGAAAGAUAUUAUUUAUAAUGGAUUAGUUAAAAAUGUGGGUAAUUCCAAUUUUUAUUUCAAAGGUGAUCCUAAUAAUAUCACUGCAAGAGGACAAAAGUAUCUACAAUAUUUUGCGGACAGAAUUGAUAAAUACGGAGAUACCAUAUUUAACGAAUUGAGUUUAACGGAUCAGAAAUUAGCAUUGUUUUUAAGAGCAAUUAUUAAAGAACCAGAAUUGUUGAUUUUGGAUGAAGCAUUUUCUUGUAUGGACGAUGAAAAUGUAAUGAUCAAAUGUCAUGAAUUGAUAGAAAAAGAAUUAAACGAUACUACAGUGAUAUCUAUUGGUCAUUUAGAAUGGGAAUUGUGCAAAUACGAUUAUAUGAUCCAAUUGAUUAACGAUAAUAAUGGUAGAGAUUACAAAACAUUCAAAAUCAAUUGGGAGAUGGCUUAG